CCGCGCAUGCGCAAGGGUGGGCGCACAGCUUUGUGGGAAUCGUGGUCCGACAAGCUUGGACUCCACUUCCCGUGGUGCCCUGGGCGAGUAACUUCCGGUGCGGGUACGGGUCGGCGCACGCGGUCUCGAUUCGGUUGAAUUUGCGGAGCCAUGGAGGGUGGCUUCGGCUCGGACUUCGGGAGCUCCGGCGGCGGCAAGCUAGACCCGGGACUCAUCAUGGAGCAGGUGAAGGUGCAGAUCGCCGUGGCUAACGCGCAGGAGCUCCUGCAGAGGAUGACGGACAAGUGCUUCCGGAAGUGCAUCGGGAAGCCGGGGGGCUCCCUGGACAAUUCGGAGCAGAAGUGCAUCGCCAUGUGCAUGGAUCGCUACAUGGACGCCUGGAACACCGUGUCCCGCGCCUACAACUCGCGGUUGCAGCGGGAGCGAGCCAACAUGUGACCCCCGCGGGCCGCGCUCGGCCCCGCGGGCUCCCUGCAGGCCCCCGCCCCCAUCCCCCGUUCCGUUUCCAUAAAGCCCCUUUGUGAAGCGGGGACCCGCCUGUGCAUCCUGCCUGCCCGUGGUUCCUGAGGACGAGACCGGUGCCGCCACACCGGGGGCGCCGCUCCCUCCCGCCUGCCAGCCAGAGCAGCUUGGGUCUUGGGGGGCCCGGGGACUUCCCAGAAUGCAGGUGGCGCGAACCCUGCGGAGUCCAGGCUCACCUUUCUCUUGGGGCAGAGUCCGCCCUCGGGCCUGGGGGCGUGGUCAGGCCCCACCUGGCUGUGGGGACCAAUAAACUAGGGAGGGGCGGAGAGAACCCGGGGGACCCGGUCGGUGUCCCCCGGAGGGGUUUCUGCAGGAGGUGGCCCGGUGUGAUCCCGGGUCCCCUGACCAGCCUGCGCCUUUCCCCUCUGCGCCCCCGCUUUCCAAUGACGAUGACCGGGAGCCCGUUGCUCACACGAAAGGCUGCUUGAAGAGGAGGCCGGCCAGAGCCCCCCCCAGCUCUGGCGCCGAAGACCGAGGGUAGCCCCGUCUCGGCGAGGCCUUGCUGCCCCUUCCCCGCGCUUCCCAGAUCGGGGCCCCGGGUGAGUGGCAGCAGCGGUCCUGCUGUGAUACGGAGGUGCUGAGCCAGCAGGCUAGGGACGAGGGGCUGUUUAUUGGAUCCAAAUAUGCAUUAAACCUGCACCCUUCACCCGGCA
Messenger RNA from Hyaena hyaena (striped hyena), 1175 nucleotides. It is a transcript of the gene TIMM13, whose product is annotated as translocase of inner mitochondrial membrane 13. The record is from RefSeq and is a predicted model, not a curated record. The transcript has 3 exons. Lineage: Eukaryota; Metazoa; Chordata; Mammalia; Carnivora; Hyaenidae. The coding region runs from base 151 to 438 and encodes 95 amino acids.